UUCAAUUUCAAUUUUCAACUCCGAAGGAAAAAGUUUUGAAGUGUGAAGCAACAGUGGCCGUAAUUUGUAUGCUCUGUCUCCGGGGAAAGGAAAGUGAGAUACUUUCCCUAAUCACCAAACAAAAAGCACAACAUCAAAAAAGUUAGUUAGUUAAAGUCCCAAUUUUUCAAUUCGAUUUUCCUCUUCAGAUUCAAUUCACAGUUGAACUCUCUCUAUCAAUUUCUCAGGGUCAGCUGAUUCGGUGGAAUGUGCCCCCAAUCUGUGAAGUUUUGAUUUUUUUUUUGAAGUGAAAGGAGGAGGGUGUGGUGCCUGUUGUGGAGAUCCGAGAUUUGUUUCGUCUCUUACGCCCCAUGAGGAGUUUCUUCCCUGCUGAAUCCUGUAAAGAGGCUCACCCAAAUGCUUUGAAUCCUCAGUCAUGGCUUCAAAUUGAAAGAGGGAAACUUCCCAAGUUGUCAUCAUCAUCACACCCCUCAUCUGCCUCAAUGUGUUGUUUUUUUUUUGUGGGGUUGGGGUGUGGUGUUUGUUUUGCUGUCAUCUGCUUUAGUGAAUCUCUGAUCAAGGUCCCACAGCCAGCUAUACUGCCUUUCUUUAAGCCUGUUGAUUAUGUGGAGGUUUUAGCUCAAAUCCAUGAAGAACUUGAGUCUUGUCCUCCGCAGGAGAGGUCAAACUUGUUUUUGUUGCAAUACCAGGUCUUCAGGGGCCUUGGGGAAGUUAAACUGAUGCGUAGAAGCCUCCAGGGAGCAUGGCAGAGAGCCCACACUGUUCAUGAGAAGAUUAUAUUUGGGGCAUGGUUGAAAUAUGAGAAGCAAGAGGAAGAGCUAAUAGCUGACUUGCUUGCAGCUUGUGGUAAAUGUGCGAAGGAGUUUGCGCCUGUAGAUAUAGCGUCUCUUCUUCCAUUUGAUGUAAAUGCAGGUUCCGAGGGGAGAACGACCAAUGAGAACUGCAUUUCUCAAAAUGUUACUUUUACGAUUGGAAGUGAAAAGAUAAUUUGUGAGAGACAAAAAAUUUCGGAACUUUCGGCACCAUUUCGUGCAAUGCUCAAGGGGCAUUUCAGUGAAUCACUCUCCGAGACUAUAGAUUUGUCUGAAAAUAAUAUCUCCCCCUCAGGUAUGAAGGCAAUAAGUGAUUUCAGUUUGAAUGGCAGUUUAAUUGAGGUCCUUCCAAAUCUUUUGUUGGAGAUAUUAGUUUUCGCAAACAAGUAUUGUUGUGAAAGACUUAAAGAUGCUUGCGAUAGAAGACUUGCAUCCUUAGUUUCCUCCAAAGAAGAUGCUGUGGAGCUCAUGGAAUAUGCUCUUGAUGAGCAUUCAACUGUCCUUGCUGCAUCUUGUUUACAAGUCCUUUUGCGUGAUCUUCCAAACUGUUUGAAUGACAAUCGGGUGGUGGAGAUAUUUGUUCAUGCUAAUAAGCAGCAGCUAGCAGUCAUGGUUGGGCCAGGUAUAUUUGCACUUUUCUGUUUCUUAGGUGAAGUUUCUAUGAACCUUAAUUCUAGUUCAGACACAACAGCUCAUAUCCUGGAACGGUUAGUUGAGUUUGCUGAGAAUGACCAGCAGAGACUACUCGCUUUACAUCAAUUGGGAUGUGUAAGACUCUUAAGGAAAGAGUAUGAUGAAGCACGUUGUCUUUUUGAAGGGGCUGUAAAUGCAGGCCAUAUAUAUUCUGUGGCAGGUUUAGCUAGACUGGACUAUAUAAAGGGUGACAAGCUUUUAUCUUAUGGGCAGCUCAACUCAGUCAUUUCAUCUGUUACUCCACUUGGAUGGAUGUAUCAGGAAAGAUCACUAUACUGUGACGGUGACAAAAGGUGGGAGGACCUUGAGAAAGCAAGUAAUCUGGAUCCUACUCUUAUAUAUCCUUACACAUACAGGGCUGCCUCUUUAAUGAGAACUCAGAAUGCUCAAGCUGCACUAGCAGAAAUCAAUCGGAUUCUUGGGUUCAAACUUUCACCAGAAUGUUUGGAAGUACGAUUUUUUAUCCACCUUUCUCUUGAGGACUACAAAGCAGCUCUAUGUGAUGUUCAAACAAUUCUUACUUUGCGUUCAGAUUAUAGAAUGUUUGAGGGGCGUGUUGCUGCAUCCCAACUCUGUACUCUUGUGCGUGAGCAUGUUGAGCGUUGGACAACUGCAGAUUGUUGGGCACGGUUAUAUGAUUGUUGGUCUGCAGUUGAUGAUAUUGGAUCUCUAUCUGUUAUCUACCAGAUGCUUGAAUCUGAUGCAGCAAAAGGUAUUCUAUACUUCAGACAGUCAUUGCUUCUCCUAAGGUUGAACUGUCCUGAGGCUGCUAUGCGGAGUUUACAGUUAGCUCGGCAACAUGCAUCAAGUGAGCAUGAACGUCUUGUAUAUGAGGGGUGGAUCUUAUAUGAUACAGGUCAUUAUGAGGAAGGGCUCUGGAAAGCUGAAGAGUCUAUCAAUAUCAAAAGAUCUUUUGAGGCCUUUUUCCUGAAGGCCUAUGCAUUGGCUGACUCUAGUAUAGAUCCAUCAUGUUCACCAACUGUUAUUUCACUUCUGGAAGAUGCCUUGAAGUGUCCUUCAGAUAAUCUGCGCAAAGGUCAGGCACUUAACAAUCUUGGAAGUGUUUAUGUUGACUGUGGUAAAUUGGACUUGGCCGCUGAUUGUUAUAUCAAUGCCCUUAAAAUCCGACACACCCGAGCUCAUCAUGGUCUUGCUCGCGUUCAUUGUCUAAAAAAUGAUAAGGCUGCUGCGUAUAUGGAAAUGACCGAACUUAUUAAGAAGGCAAAAAACAAUGCCUCUGCUUAUGAGAAGAGGUCUGAGUACUGUGAUCGUGAACAAGCAAAGGAAGAUCUGGAGAUGGUCACUAGAUUAGAUCCACUUCGGGUCUAUCCUUAUAGAUAUCGUGCUGCAGUAUUGAUGGACGACCACAAGGAAGAGGAAGCCAUUGCAGAACUCUCUAGAGCUAUUGCAUUUAAAGCUGAUUUGCAUCUCUUGCAUCUACGUGCAGCAUUCCAUGAACAUAAAGAGGAUGUCUUAGGUGCUCUAAGAGACUGUCGUGCUGCCCUCUCAGUGGACCCGAACCACCAAGAAAUGUUGGAACUUCAUAGCCGAGUCAAUAGACACGAGCCAUGAGUCAAAAACAUGAUCACUUUGGCUAGAUCAUGGAAUUGCACUUUGAAAACUUGGCUGCACUGAAAAAGUUACAGUCAUGCAUGCCAUGAACAUGAAGAAUGGAUAUUGGAGUGACCGGCAUUUCAGCUGCCAUAAGCUGAGUCAUGAAAAUCAAAUUUGUAACAUAGAAAGCAUAGUUAAAUUAUCAUCCUGUCUAUAGUGAUGAACAUGUGAAUUAUUACCAUUCUUUUGCCCCGGGGGAGUGGUCCCAAUUUUGUAAUUGUUAAUCUUGAUUUUUUGGGGUAUAUUAUGAGUGUCAAAUGUGUUGUUUAUCUCCCCUUUUGUUUCUUGAUUAAAAUGGUGUGCAAGGCAAUAUAUGAUGAUAUUUAUUUACUA
Messenger RNA from Glycine soja, 3452 nucleotides. Its product is annotated as ETO1-like protein 1. The record is from RefSeq and is a predicted model, not a curated record. The transcript is spliced from 6 exons. Gene Ontology annotation, biological process: negative regulation of ethylene-activated signaling pathway. The coding region runs from base 351 to 3077 and encodes 908 amino acids. Gene Ontology annotation, molecular function: protein binding. NCBI's taxonomy places the organism in Eukaryota, Viridiplantae, Streptophyta, Magnoliopsida, Fabales, Fabaceae.